GAGGCAGUCACGCUGUGACAGUGUAAGUGAUAAGCGCCGCUACCUGUGAAGCAGUUGCAACUCUGUGGUGAUCUCACCAUCUCCGCUUGCGAAAAGCCAUUCAUUCAGCCCACCAUGGACCGCUUGGAGUCGCUUGGAAGUACUCUUUCGCAGAUUACACUGUAUGACAUCAAGAGCAUGUACAAUCAGGCCAAGAAUGUCGUACUAAACGUUAGUGAGAUGGAAGCCAAGGUCCGGGAUGCGACCAAUGACGAGCCUUGGGGUGCAAGUUCCACGUUGAUGCAAGAGAUCGCCCAAGGACUAUUCUCGAUCAGAACGUUCAACUUCCAAAACUUCAAUGAAAUCAUGCCUUGUAUCUAUGCUCGAUUCAUGGAGAAGGAAGCCAAACAAUGGAGGCAGAUUUAUAAGGCACUCCAACUGCUCGAGUACCUUGUGAAGAAUGGCAGCGAACGAGUGGUCGAUGAUGCUCGUUCACACAUUGCCACCAUUAAAAUGCUCCGUAACUUCUACUAUGUUGACGAGAAGGGUAAAGAUCAGGGUCUUAACGUGCGAAACCGUUCUCGCGAAUUGGUAGAACUUCUCGCGGAUGUCGAGAAAAUUCGCGCUGAGCGACGGAAGGCAAAGGCUAACAAGCACAAGUACAUCGGCACCGGAAACGAUGCUUUGAGUUUCAGCUCCGGAGGCAGUCGAUAUGGUGGAUUCGGCAGUGACAGUGUGGGCUAUGGUGGUUCAAGCAGUGGCUAUGGCGGUGGAGGGGACUAUGGUAGCCGAGACUUUGAUAGCUACUCCGGUGGAGGAAGCAGUGGUGGUUUCAGGGAUUCGACUUCAAGGAGAUUUGAAGAAUACGACGCAGGUGAUGACGAUGUCGUCGCUGCCCGCCGGUCAAACUCCUUGUCUACCCCGACGAGAUCUACAAGUACACCAGUCCGAUCGAACACGAACCCUGCUGCAACUGCCAAGGCUCCAGAGCCUACUCCCGUUGUUGAUCUCCUCGGAAUGGAUGAUGACUUUUCCGGCUCAAGCGUUUCGCAACCGCCUGCAUCGAACAAAGCUCUGCCUUCUGUCGCACCAAUAUCUUUGGACAAUGACGAUGAUUUUGGUGGCUUCGAAGCGGCUCCCUCGCCGCCCCCCGCUACUGCUGGUUUCUUUGGUGCAACUCCUGCUCCGGCUGCUGUACCUCUUGUUGCGCCCACGCAACCGGUUUCGCCACCUCUUGUCCAACCACAGGCACCUUUAUUCCAACAGCAAGCACCCCUACAACCGAAUAACCUUUUCAACGUGCUUGCGCCCGCUACCGCUUCACCUCCACCGAUGAACUUGGCGGCCCAACGGACUUCUUCCUUCAUGACACCCACCGCAGCUCCAACUCAACAUCACCUUUUUUCCUCGCCUGCUUUACAACCUACACGAUCAGCACCCGGCGCCACGGCUACUCCGAGCACACCAUCUGUUUCCGCCAAACCAUCAUCUUCCGGUGGAGGAUUUGAUGAUAUUUGGAAGAUGUCGUUGGGCGCUACUGGGGGCUCCUCUGCUGCUAAGACAUCGACACCUCCACCUUCCCAGUCGAAGUCUAUCAAAGACCUUGAGAGGGAAAAGGCGCAGGCUGGCAUAUGGGGUGGUCAGGGACAGAACAGACCUCCGGUGGGGGCUAAUUUCGGGUCGUUUGGCGGGUCGACCGCUGGGGCCUCGUCGAGUGCUGCGCCUCCUUCCUCAGGUAACGGGAUAGAUGAUCUUUUGUUCUAGGUUUAGACGGCCUUUUUUGUGUGGAUGAACAACGUUGCUUGGUGUGAUCGAUGGUCCACCCUCCUGUUUCUCUUCUAACUUAGCGCUUGUAGGAUUGUGCAUAUAUCAUUUGUUGUCUCGUUAUGUAGUCCACAAGGCACUUAUACCGCAUCUCUGUUGACGUUGACGUGAUAAAUUAUCCACAAGAGUUUGUGUCUUCAUUAGCUUUGUGGCAUUGGGGAUUUUCGGAGGCGAUCGGAAAAUAUGAUCCAAAAUAAUAUGUACGGUACGGACAAAAUAUGCUAUCGACAGAAACAGCCAAGAUUGCUUCAUUUUCUGAAAUGCAUUCUUCCCUCACAAACCCGGCUAUAAUACCUGUAUAAGCGAAUCACAAGAGCAUAUGCCCUUACUGUCACGAUGACAAUUCGAUGGAUUGUGAAUGGUUUCAGGCUGCUCAACAAAAAAAACAAAAAGAACAAACAAAAACCACAGUC
Messenger RNA from Somion occarium, 2216 nucleotides. The record is from the annotation of a GenBank genome assembly. Lineage: Eukaryota; Fungi; Basidiomycota; Agaricomycetes; Polyporales; Cerrenaceae.